Molecule: messenger RNA, 1338 nt
Organism: Striga hermonthica
Lineage: Eukaryota; Viridiplantae; Streptophyta; Magnoliopsida; Lamiales; Orobanchaceae
Source: the annotation of a GenBank genome assembly
AUGGGGCUUGGGUUCCUCUUAUUUCGGCCUGAAUCUCUUAGAAUCGGCAGCGGCUGCAGAAAUCCAGUGAUCCGCGGCGGCGGCGGCGGAGGAGGCGCGUGGAGUUUUCCUUUGGCCGAAAAUAAUUUCCGUUUUUCUGGCUUGCAGAGAUUGGCGGGGUUGAAAAAGGCUUAUGCUGAUGUAAUCCUCAGUAUAUCCAAGGAGGCAGCAGCUAGGGUUAUGGCAUCAGAGAAAAAAUCUGUGAUGUACCAGCACGAGCUGAAGGUGGCGAAAGACGAGGGUUUGAGAAUGAUGCUGAGACUUAAGCAAAUGAUGGAUUAUCAGAUUUACCAAUCACAGGCAACAUUGUCAAACCAGCAGAAGAAAAUCGACGAGCUGGAAGCUCAACUUCAGGAAGCCGAAGACAUUGUUAGUGACCUCAGAGCAGAGUUAAGACAAGCCCAAGCCGAACUAGAGAGGGAAAAAAAGCCCAAGAAUACAUAUCAUGUAAAUGGGCUGGUUCACACUUAUCCAAAUGAGAAAAACCCAGUUAUCAACAAUCUCUACCGUUACCAAUCAGUUGAUUACCUUCCUCCAAAUGCAUCAUCUCAAAUCGACUUGCCUUCCAUAAUAUUGAGAAGCAAAGAGCCCGGUCUUUACCGAAAAAACGGGUGCACUCAAAGGAUACGUGCUUGUGAUAGGAACCUUCUGGAUAGGGAUUUGAGUCUCUCAGAGGAAAUUCCCAAAGAGAGCAAAGAGCUUGAGAAGAAUAAGACAUUGCCGAAUAUUAAGCUAAUUGGGUUCAAUUCUAUCUCUUCGAAAGGUAAGAGGGCCAUUAGAAAGAGAAAGACCGUUAUUCCAUGUAUCGGAACAAAAUCUGCUUAUUCUGAUAGUGCACAGCUGUCACUGGAUAAGGAUUUAACACAAAAUCUGAUAGAAUGUGAAGAUAUUUGUGACAAUGAAAGAGAUGUUAUCGAAUUUAGUGGUGAGAAGACAAUGGAAAUGGAUAAAAAUGGGGUGAUUGAAGAAAUGGACAAUGUUCAGAAAGCAGAUGGGCCAUCAUCGUGCAUUAUGGAGUUAAUUUCAUCUGAAUGUGCCGAAGGGAUUUCAGGCCGGCCUGUGAGGGAAAGAGAUUAUAAGUAUACUUUCCAAAGGAAGCGAAAGAGACAAGCUCCGAGUGAAUCCAACAUCAAUGGCUCUCUUGAGAUGGGAAAAAAGACAUUUGGUGAAAAUAAUGCCGAUAAAAAGGUGGAGAAACUGAAGACCAGCUUGUCAAUGGAGUCUUCACGAGACAGUAGGCGUUUGGCACAAGUUGCUCGGCAGCUUAUAUCAUUGUCUGAGAGCAAAUGGUGGAAUUGA